CAUAACCAAACUGACUUGUUACAUCAGCUCUCGGCUCUCAUAUUCGUCAAGGAACGAUAGAAGGGAUCCGAUUAAGUCCCAAAACAAAUGCAAAGGGGUGUCUUCAACUGGAUUACUAAUGCCUUCCUCGCCAAUCGUUGUGCCAGAGGUUGUUAGCAGCUCACAAAAGAAUUCAGAACCCUCAAUCGAACGCUCUAUCACGUUACACUUCGUCGGAGACUGGGGGCAAGCCAAUUUUCACCGUAUCUGCUCCUGGCUCACACAGGCAUUCUGUGACCGGGCCGGUCCACGCAGUCGAGUAGGCAUCUGGAGUAUUCGCUCUGGAGGAAUUGAGGCAUUGUAUCAACUCCAUGAUGGCGAGGUUGAUUUGUGCAUUGCGACUCCAGCGGGGCUGAUGGCAACCGCCAGGACUGGGACAGGUAUUUUCGCCGCACAUGGCCCAAUGCCAGGUCUUAGGGCUUUAGCGGUGUUACCGCAACGGGAUCGACUGAUGCUAGCUGUGCAUCCUAAAUUCGGUGUCAAGACAUGGGAAGAUAUACGUCGUGUGAAACCACCUCUCCGCCUAGCAACAUCGAUUGAUGACGGGACGAAUUUCAUUGGUUAUGUAGCCAUGCGAUUACUGAAAGCGCAUGGGAUCGACGAGGAGACUUUGAAAUCAUGGGGUGGUUCUUUGGUCUUGAACCAUAGACCAGAACAUGCACUAUUUUCCUUAAAAGCUGGUGAAUCUGACGCAGUCUUACAAGAAGCUAUCAUGACCCCAUGGUGGAGAGAAGCUAUGGAAAAGCAGAAAAUGGUCCCAAUCCAAGCCGAGAUGGAGGCUUUGAAGACGCUAUCGGGUCAGCCUGGGUUUGAACCUGCUUCGAUUCGAGGAGGCUUCUGGGAUGGGGUCAAUGAAGAAACUCUAGCAGUUGAAUUUUCGGAUUUCGUCGUCUUUGUACGCGACGAUAUGCCGGAUGACGUUGCACAUCUGCUCACCUGGUGCUUGGUCGAGACUAGAGCCGACAUCGAGCGGCAGUACGCUCACAUACCAUCUGAGCGAAGCCCUCUGAGUUACCCUCUUAUUCCUUCUAAUAUGGCUAAAACACCUGUUCCACUUCAUCCUGGAGCAGAACGGUAUUAUGAGGAAGCAGGAUAUUUAUAGUAGCG
Molecule: messenger RNA, 1146 nt
Organism: Pseudogymnoascus verrucosus
Lineage: Eukaryota; Fungi; Ascomycota; Leotiomycetes; Thelebolales; Thelebolaceae
Exons: 1
Coding region: 119-1141 (340 amino acids)
Source: RefSeq, a predicted model, not a curated record